GCAUCACUGAUUUGAAAAUUUCGAAUUUAUCGCGCGACUUGCUCGUCGGGACAGCAUUCGAAUCAAUUUUGAGGCAAUAACGAUUGCAGAUAAAUUGUCGAACUAAAAAAGCUGUCUUGCGAUUUCGAGUUUGUCGCCAGCGAUAGUUCUAUCGGGUAUCAAAGGUUGUACUGAAGUUGAUUGUGGUUAAUUAACGUUUGUUAUCAACGAACUUCUGAUUUUCGGUCUACCGCCGCGACAUCUAGUGUCGGUCGCCCCUGCUGGGUCAAAGUCGUGUGCUUACCGCAUAUCGAAUAGCAGGGAUCCGGGGAGUAGUUCAGCCCAGGUCGAUUUCGCCGGGUAGAUAACUUCACCUUGGAUGUCGGUUCGCCCCCCUUAAACCACAACAAAAGUUUUCGACUUUUAGGUCGAAAGAAGGAAUUACGUGCUUGUGUACAUCCGUAGAUGUGGAUCGUGUAAGUGCAGUGACAACCCCGAAAAUACAGGAGGUUUACAAUAAGAAUCUGAAUCAAAGCUGAGAGUAUACCUAUCGCUAUAAUGCUACGGGCCGCAAUCUUGAAGAAUGGUUGGACGUCAGCACGGGCUGCGACUAACCGUUUAUCAGUCGCAGGCAGUGCCCCCAGCCGGGCAAAGAGUAGCUAUGCCUAUAAUGGUCUUGCAGGAGGUACCAUGGGAAAGGUCUUCUUGGGGGCAACAGUUGUCGGAGUUGGCACGCUUGGCUAUGCAAGGAUAGAUGCUGGGUUUGCGAAGACACUAAAAGAUGCCGUACCUGCGAUCGAACCAGUUCUCACAGCUCUGGGCUGUGACACUACAGGAGGCAGUAUUGCGUCGUCGUCUAAGGGCAAACCCGCUCCUGUCAAAGGGACGUCCUCAGAACAGUCAUCUCUCUUGAAGAGCAAGCCGAAAGUAGAAACACCAAAAGAUCAGGAACUUAAAAAGUCAGCCAGAAGUGGGGACCAGUCUGCAAUAAUGGAUAAUGACGACACUGUUAAAUCUGCGUCGGCCACAGCGGGCGAUUCAACAAAAGAAAGAGAACUUCGCCGUCAAAAGCAGAACUUCAUUCUGGAACAAGCUCUUCGUGAUGCUGGGACCAAUGCUGAACGUGCAGCCGUUGAAGCUUCCUCGGAACUGGACAUUGCCGCUGAAAGGACAGAAGAUUAUGCAACAAAACUAACGCGAGCCCUUGACGAGGCUGCUGGCAGUGACGAUCAUCACAUGUGGGUGGCUGCGAACGAAGCCAAGGAAAGCCAGAGUGCUUCUCAAAAGAAGGCCAAUUCCAAAAUGGCAGAUGCUAAUAAGGCACUGCUAAGGCUAGAAGAGACUAUUCACAAGGGUCGCGCUGACCCCACUACAACCGACAACAUAAAUCUUGACCAGGCUGAACGGAAUCUGACUAAGCUGCGAGAGAAGAUUGACGGCGCUUCGGCACGGGCUGAUGAAUCGCUUAAGAAACUUAACCUUGCUCAGAAGUUUAGCGCGGGCAUCGAAGAGGGAAAGAAACAACUCAUUGAAGAGGUUAAUGCACUCUUGCCACAAGACCGAUCAUUUGCUGAUCUUAACAAGCUAACGCCAGAAGAUUUGAACGUACUGAUUUAUCAUGCACACAAGAAAAUUCAGUCUCUUCACCUUGAGCUGACCCGUAUGCAGCUGAGUGACGAUGAAAAGGCUAAACAAUUCCGGCAACAACUUUCGGCUCUUGACAAAGAGAUCGGACGACAAAAGAGCGAGGUAGCAAAAUUGGUUGCAGAAAAGGUCAGCGAAGAAAGAGAACAAUUUGAACUAGAAUUACAAAACCAACUCAGAAGGCAGGUCGGCGUUCAUACAGAACAUUUGAAAGAGGCGCUCGAAGACCAGCGUGCUGAGUUGUUUAGGAAACAUCAGUUUGAUACAGAAAAAGCUCGCGAAGAGGAACGGUCACUGCAGGUUGCCCGUUUGGCGGAAGCUGUCGAUCUACUGCAGAAGAUGGAGGCAUACCUCAACGCCAGGAAACUACUUGACGAGGCGUCCAAGAAGGCCAAAUCUCUUUGGCUCUCUUGCGCCUCGCUAAAGCACAUUCUGGCUAAAGGUAUCACGGAAAAGCAAAACACACCACAACCGCUUGCUGCAGAUAUCGUUCCACUACGUGAAGUAUCCGAAUCUUCCGAAUUUGUAAAGGUCGUUUUGUCCACGAUUCCUGACGAAGCUCUCAAGCGUGGGGUCUACCCCGAAGUAGUCCUCAAGGAGCGCUUUUAUAAGGUGGAAACUGCUUGCCGUCGCCUUGCACUUAUGGAGGACCAGAAUGGUGGCGGCCCAGGUCGCCACUUGCUUUCCUACUUGAUGUCGUUCUUCAUGAUAUAUCCGAAAGCGGUGCCCCAGGAAGAGCUGGACAAAGAACAAAAGGUUAACCCUCUUAUGUGGGACACUUUGGAUAUUCUUUCCCGGGUGCGCGCUUCACUGCAAAAGGAAGACCUGGAGCAGGCGUUGCGUUACGCCAAUCAGCUGAAAGGCCAACCUCGGCAAGCGGCAAAGGAUUGGAUUCACGAACUGCGCCUUCUUCUUGAAACCCGCCAGGCAGCGAGCGCUCUCAUGGCAUACGCGGCCGCAACUUUUGCCCAAGAUCAGCCGAAUCAAUGAAUGGGGCGUUCGAUACGGGCUACUGAAUAUACGUUCAACGCAGGAAUGAAUGCGGCUAGGUGUCGGGGUUUAGUACUCGGAAGCUAACUUAUUUUAGAGAAAUAGGCCGGUAUUGGUUGGUACGCAUGGAGUAAAUAAGCAUAUAGAUUAUUUUGACAAUUCUGCUAAAUUUCUUACGAGAAGCGUUAGAUAAAGUAUUGAUGAAGGCAGACAUAUGUCAACGGGUAGUGAAGCUGGAUUCUGUAGACACGGCUAUCGGGCCUUCAUUUUUCAAAAAAGGUGACGCCAAAUGGAAUCGUAAACGCAUGUUUAUAUUGGAGUCGUAAAUGUACCGACGUUGUCUUUAGUCUGGAAUGGAUUACCAAGGAAUGACUGACGAAGACCUCAGUUAAGUGGAUGUUGGAAGGAUUUUGAAGUAGGGCGGCCAACAAUGUUGGCACUUGCAGUACAUGUUCAGGCAUGAGCCUGGGAGGAAAUCUGGACAGGGCAAUAGUAUAAUAAUCGGUAGGAAUGUUUUAAGCAGACAAUACGAGAAAAAGGUGGUGUCGUGGUCAGAUUUCUAAUUAAAAAAUGUAGAAUAAGUAAUCUGCUAAGUUAGUGCCGAUUACAUAGCAGAUGUGUGAUUGAUGGGUGGGUGUGUGUAGAGAUAUACUGAAGAUUGAAUCCGCUUAUACGCAUAUGAUCUAACCGUAACUGUCAUGUCGCGCGGAUAGGAAUCAAAUAGCUAAUGGACGUUAGGAUUAAGGCCAUGGAAAUGUAAAUGACACAAGUGCUUGUUG
Molecule: messenger RNA, 3392 nt
Organism: Varroa destructor (honeybee mite)
Lineage: Eukaryota; Metazoa; Arthropoda; Arachnida; Mesostigmata; Varroidae
Gene: Mitofilin
Product: inner membrane mitochondrial protein mitofilin
Biological process (GO): cristae formation
Cellular component (GO): MICOS complex
Source: RefSeq, a predicted model, not a curated record